Molecule: messenger RNA, 1611 nt
Organism: Entamoeba invadens IP1
Lineage: Eukaryota; Evosea; Mastigamoebida; Endamoebidae
Product: T-complex protein 1 subunit epsilon, putative
Exons: 1
Coding region: 1-1611 (536 amino acids)
Biological process (GO): protein folding
Cellular component (GO): chaperonin-containing T-complex
Molecular function (GO): ATP hydrolysis activity; ATP binding; ATP-dependent protein folding chaperone
Source: RefSeq, a predicted model, not a curated record
AUGUUUGCCUUUGACGAGAACGGUCGACCAUUUAUCAUAGUACGUGAACAAGAAGAGAAGAAGGAGAACCGACUGAGAGGCGUCGAGGCGACACGUGCACACAUUCUAGCAGCCAAAACUGUCUCAGACAUUUUGAAAACCUCCCUUGGUCCAAAGGGUAUGGACAAAAUGAUGGUCUCACAAGACGGAGAUGUCACUGUAUCGAACGACGGUGCCACGAUCAUGCAAGAGAUGUCCAUUGACCACCCAAUUGCCAAAUUAUUAGUCGAGCUUUCACAGUCACAAGACUCUGAGAUUGGUGAUGGGACAACGGGGGUUGUUGUCUUUGCCGGUUCGUUGCUCGAACACUCGCUCAAAUUAGUUGAGCGUGGUAUUCACCCAACCCGUAUUGCGAUUGGGUAUGAACAAGCCGCUCAAGUUGCCGUUGACGAGUUGAAGAGAAUUGCCAUUCCUAAGGAGAAGAUGGAUCGAGAUGCCAUAGUAGCUGCUUGUGAGGUAGCUCUUGGCUCCAAAAUAGUAAACAGAUGCAAAAGACACUUAGCCGAGGUGUGCACUGAUGCUGUCUUGGCUGUCUACGACAAAGAGCGAAACGAUGUCAAUAUGGACUUGAUCAAGUUACAAACAAAAGCCGGAGGACAAAUGGAAGACACUGAAUUAGUCCAAGGGCUGAUGCUUGAGAAGGAGUUCUCACAUUCGCAAAUGAAGAAAUCAGUUGAAGAUGCUAAGGUAUGUAUCUUGUCGUGCCCAUUUGAGCCCCCCAAGACCAAGACUACGACUAACAUGAAUGUCACCAGUGUCGAGGCGUAUAAUCAGUUGUACCAACAAGAGCAAGACUACUUCAGAAUGCAAGUCCAACGCGUGAAAGAUGCUGGAGCGAAUGUUGUGUUGUGUCAGUGGGGGUUUGACGAUGAAGCUAACCAUUUAUUACUGAGCAAUGGGAUCAAUGCCGUCAGAUGGGUUGGUGGUGUUGAGCUUGAGCUGCUUGCUAUUGCGACGGGUGCCCGCAUAGUUCCCCGCUUUGAGGAACUCACUGCAGACAAACUUGGGAGUUGCAAAUUGGUGCAUGAGAUGUCAUUUGGGACCACUAAAGAAAAGAUGAUCAAGGUGGAGGGGUGCCCGAAUUCGAAUGCGGUGACCAUUUUCAUUCGAGGUGGGAACAAAAUGGUGUUAGCGGAGAUUGAGCGAUCGAUCCACGAUGCGUUGUGUGUUGCGAGAAAUUACUUGAGAGACGGAAGAGAAGUCUGUGGUGGUGGAUCUGCCGAAAUUGCGAUGUCCCUUGUUGUUGCCGAAGCCGCUAAAAAGUGCACAACUGUCGAACAUCAUGCCAUGUCAGUGUACGCAGACGCGUUGUUGUCGAUCCCACAUGCACUUGCAGAGAACUCUGGGUUGAACGCGAUUGAAACGGUCGCACAAGUGAAACAAAUGCAAAUUGCAGAAAAAAGCUCGGUCUAUGGUAUCGACUGCUUACAACUCGGGACUACUGAUAUGACGAAACAAAAAGUAUUCGAGUCCCUUCACUCAAAAACUCAACAAAUUCUGCUUGCAACCCAGGUCGUCAAAAUGAUUUUGAAGGUCGACGAUGUCAUUGGCGCGGCCGGACAACAGAGAUAA